AUGCCGGAGUUGAGCUAUGCCGUGCCUUCCUCUAUGGGCGAGUUACACAAGUGGAAUAUCACUGCAGAAAAUGGUCACAGCACCGCACCGCCUCUCUCCCAGAUCAGCAACGGCGGCAACUUCGCACUUGGCGCGGCCACCGCCUCGGUGAAGGCAGCCCCGCAGGACAGCUCUUUGAUCAACAGAAAUGGCAACGGAAACAACAAAGAUGCCGACACAAGCCCACCAAAGGAUAGUGGUGACCACGGUAACGAAACGGAGCGGUGCAUUUGGGUGCUUGACCCACUCACACGGAAGUUGCGUGUGCCUCUGUCGCAGCUCGUGCACACGCAGGCGACCGCUACAGCGGGGACUGUGCCGUCUCUCUGCAUUUCGUUCCUGGAGGGGCGAUGCCGGCACCAGUGGUGCAGACAGGCGCAUGUGCUGCCCUCCGCCAUCCCGCAGCUGCGCUACGAGGCGCUCCACGCACCGACAUGCUGCCGUGUGCACGACGACCCCCAUGACACCUCGGUGCUGACCAGCCGCUUCAAGUACAUUCGCGUCGUCAACAACGGCAGUAACGGCGGCGCGGACAACAGCAACAAUAACAACAAACAGAAUGCCAAUGCCAAUGUGAACAACGACACAAGCGACUUGAUUCACACAGAUCGCGUGGCACAGACGGUCGGUCUCCUUCGCUUCAUGGCACACAGCGUGCCGCCGCCGAAAAAAAAGCAGCACCAACAUUCUUCUUCAAAAGAGAGGAACAGCACCAGGGGUGGCGAGAGUGCCAAUGCAACGGGGGACGCCGAGAACGGGUCCGGAAAGAACACCAACGGCGUCGCCGAUGAUGGUCGCGAGGAGGUACUGGAGCUCCCCGCAAAGCUCAUCUGCCGCCUUCACCUGGCGCACCGCUGCCGCUACCUCGAGGACUGCAACAACAUCCACAUUUGCCGCGAGUACGAGUUGCGCCUGCAGCCACCGCCGCAAGUCAUGGCGGCGUUGUCCUCCGUGGCGCCCGCCACACGCACCAUCACCAUCGGCGACACAUGCUACGCAAUAACGCCCCUGUCACUUGGCGACGUCACCGACGAGGCGUUCCGCGUCAUUUGCGAGCAGCAGCGACAAGCCCUGCACGUGCCGCAGUGGCGCGAUACGCCAAGCAUCGCACCUCACCGCAGCCCCAUGAUCUACGGUGGCGGCGGUGGCGGCGGUGGCGCGUCUCCGCUCACGCUCGGCGCAGGGGUUUGGUCCACCACCAACAACAACAACAGCGGCAGCGCCGGUGGCCCUCCGCCCUUUCCCGCACACCCGGACAAUGGACACAGCGGCAGCAACUCCCCGGUGGCGCCCGGCUCGUUACCGGGACAGUCCCCGAUAAGUGUGCAGCCGACAGCGCGUGUGCUGCGCAUCUACGACGUGCGGCCCAAGGUCAACCACCCCAGCCCUCCCAGCGGCAACAACAAUAACAGCAGCAGCAACAAUGCCACUACAAACGGCAGCAGUAACAGCAACAACAACAACAACAACAACAACAACAACAACGGCAGCAAUAUCGCAAAGAACUACAUGGGUGGGAACAGUGUGAGGGGUAACUCCAACGGCGGCGGGGGCCCCAAAUACGGCGGUGGGCGGGGCGGUAAUCAUCACCACGGCGGCAAACACGGAGCGGCAAUGGGCGCUGAAAAUGACCGCAGAUCUGCCGCAGUAGUUGGGGGUGUGGGCUCUGCACAAUGA
Trypanosoma grayi is the source of this 1716-nucleotide messenger RNA. RefSeq lists its product as hypothetical. The record is from RefSeq and is a predicted model, not a curated record. Bases 1 to 1716 code for a protein of 571 amino acids. NCBI's taxonomy places the organism in Eukaryota, Euglenozoa, Kinetoplastea, Trypanosomatida, Trypanosomatidae. The transcript has a single exon.